AUGCGCGAAAGGGUAGUUGAUAUACAAGAAUUGACGCAGGAUUAUUUAUGGAAGCACGUCAGCCACGAUAACCCUGCUGAUUUAGUUUCAAAGGGUAUUAAUUUACAAACGUUAAAAGACUCAAAGUUAUGGUGGGAUGGUCCAACAUUUUUACAAGAUCCUAAUUUUGAAUUACAUUCAAAUAAUACGGAAAAUAACAUCAUUAAUCUCCCGGAGGUUAAAAGUUUACAUGUAAGGAAUGACAAUUCUAAUGAUUGUACUAGUCAGUCUCUUUUUCCAUUUUCCAGGUUCUCUCAGUUUAACCGCCUUCAACGCACCAUGGCGUAUAUUAAACGUUUUCUACAUAAUAGCCAUAAAACAAACUUAAAACGAUCGGGUGCUUUGAGUGUGGAUGAGCUGCGAGAGGCUCUACAAGUAAGGACCAAGUGGACGAAAUCUAGUGACACACUGAAGGAAGGAACUUUUGUGCUGAUCAAGGAUGACAACAGCCCUCCUCUAAAGUGGUGUAUGGGACGCAUUGUUUCUACCUUCCCCGGAAAAGAUGGAAUUUCUCGAGUAGCAACAAUCCGCACAGCUUCUGGAGCCAUCACGAGACGAGCUUUUCCCAAGAUCUGCCCCUUACCACUCGAUUCAGCAACAGACCGUGGAGACUGUUGGAAG
Brenthis ino (lesser marbled fritillary) is the source of this 660-nucleotide messenger RNA. NCBI's taxonomy places the organism in Eukaryota, Metazoa, Arthropoda, Insecta, Lepidoptera, Nymphalidae. The record is from the annotation of a GenBank genome assembly.